Planococcus citri (citrus mealybug) is the source of this 2426-nucleotide messenger RNA. RefSeq lists its product as uncharacterized. Gene Ontology annotation, biological process: Wnt signaling pathway. NCBI's taxonomy places the organism in Eukaryota, Metazoa, Arthropoda, Insecta, Hemiptera, Pseudococcidae. Bases 210 to 779 code for a protein of 189 amino acids. The record is from RefSeq and is a predicted model, not a curated record. The transcript has 3 exons.
ACAUCACGUGUUGCUGUUAGUGUUAUCAGUACUUAAUAUUUAUUUCUGCGCACGCGCUGUGGCCCUGGCCCGGUACUGUAUCGACGAUUUUCGUUAAAUUUUAAUCAUUUCUCUUGCCGCGUUCAAAACUUCAACUUCAAAACUUUCAAAAGUUUCAAAUUGUUUCCAUCACUCACAAGGUAAGUAGUGCAUUCCUUUCUGAAGGACAUAUGGAGAAUUCCUGUCACCAUCGAGACGAAUCAUCUUCUGAAGAAGAAGACGAUCGGCUGAAAGAAGCUUUGGAUCCGAGUAUGUUCACUGAAAAACCCGCGAUAAAGCAGAAUACAAAUAAACCGCAAAGUUUCACCAGCUAUAAAGAUAAUAUACUCGAUGUCACGCCGGAAUUUCAAUCGUAUAUUGGAAAAAACCUCGCAAAUAUGUUAGAUAAGAAUUUGAAAGAAUGUGAAGGAAAAUCAUUUGAAAUGAGUACAUCUCGAUCCGGUGGUAUUAAACUGUUUGAUGUGUCUUCAAUAAUUCUAACGGACGAUAAUUUUUGCGUAUAUUCCGACGUCAAAGUUGAUCCAAUUACCAGGAAAAAAGCUAGAUUUGCUGUAAAACGAGAUAAUUAUAAUGAAACGACAGAGAAAGAGAGAAUCAGUGCAGCUGCCGUAUCACCGGAAUGGAUUUUAGAAAAACAUUGCGUAAAAGGAUGGAGUAAACCGAAGGGAAAAGAAAUUAUAUUGAAGAAAAAUAUUGACGGAGUAUUGGAAGUUGUUGCACCUUCAUUUGUUUCCAAAUAAAGUGAGUUGAAAAAAGAAUUAUGUGAGGUAGUAUUUCAUUGGAUGCUCAUUUGUAAAUAUGUACUUUUACGUGUCGAAAGUCACAUCACAUUUCACAUGCGAUUGAAAUUAUAACGACCAGCAUCCAUGAAUAAUUGAAUAGUAUCUACCUAACAGACGUGAGCAGUAUCCCAUGAAAUUACUAAACUGUGAUUGAUUCACCUUCGAAGUAUUGCUGACAAGCGAACCCCCUCACAUGAUAACAUCCGAUUGGAAUGAAACUUGUACUGGUGGGAAGAGGACCUUAAAAAAAACCAUCCCCCAAUUUUCAGCUAUUGGAAAUUGCAUGAGAAAUCCAGCAUUCUUCAGUCUGAAUUUUAUCUUGAAAUUAUUCAAAAAUUCUAGAAAAACAUUUGUCAGUUCAUAGAAAGUUCUGAAAAAAAAACAACAAAAGAAGGUGUUUUUUUUAUUUUGAACAAAUCCCAUUCCUGAAGGGAAUUUCUAGUCAGAGUCACUAUGAAUACAACGUCAAGAGGUCGAGCUCAAUUGAAACUUCUGUGAUUUUAAAAUAUUUUUUCAUUCAACUUGAAUUUUCAUUUGACGCACCAUGUGUCUCUUCUGAUAUGCUCGGUGGUGUUCUGAUGCCGUGAAGCAUUUAAUCAUAACAUACAUAUUUCUUUUCUGUAACAUUAUUCCGCUGUUCUAAGGAAAAAAAGUCAAGCUUGCACCUAAAUGCCUCAUUUGUCAUUUUACGUAAAUGUCGAUGAACUUUUUUCCUUCAUUGCGUAUUAUGAGAUUGUUUGACAGAAAAUUGAGUUCAACUUUGAAAAUCAUGUGUUGUCUAAUGGUGGAUCCAAAUAUGAAAUCGUGUAGAUAUAGGCAUGAUACUGAGUUAUGGUACCUUACAUACCUACUCAUUUCUAAAUCAAAUAAUGAAAAUUUGAAACUUAAUAAAAUUGUGUUUUUGACUUUUUGAGAUGAAAACGUUUUCAUGGAAUUUUGGAUUCCUACUACCAUACUAGCAUGUGUGGCAAACUAAAAGGAGAGGUUUUUGGUUAUAGUUAUCUCACUUAUGACCGUUUAAAGCGCGAAUAUCAAUUUAAUGAUUUAGUCAUUUUUUAACUCCUUUUUUUAAUUGUUUACCUAAUCUAUUUUUUCAUAGUUUUUUUUAUUCUGAAGGGUUGAGUCAUGCCCUUAACUUUAUUUAAAUGGUAUCUUUAUUUGACGUGUUUGAUACAUGUCUACAUAUAAUAUGUAUUAUCAUUUUCAAGAUACAUGUAUCCUCCUGUUUCUGUAAAUCAUUGUGAAUGAUAUUUUGAAGAAUUAAACAUGUUUCUGUUCUGUGGCUGGACUCCUAACUUGGAAUUUUCAUUAGUUGCUUAUUUAUUCACUCAUUUUGUGUAGAGAAGGAGAUGGAGAAAGAACCAAACUUGUCACCUUCAUGGUAGAAGAUGAUCUCAAUGCCGAAUAUUUUGGCUACUCAAUCAAUGAACAUUGUUCAUUCUGUAAGGAGGGAAAUAUGCCUAAGGGUGACUCGUAUUAGAGUAGUUUGAUGUACCCUAAUUCGGGUAACACUGAUUGAGCGUCGGUCGCGGCUAUGAGCCUACGAGCGACGCCGGCAUCGUGGCAGUCUGUUUUCAGCAAUAUUCAGGCGGUCAGUUUUUUAUG